UCCCAUUGCUCCCGGUACAGACCCUCAGUGCAGGCAGACUCUCUGACGGGGCCCCUCUACAGGGAAAGAGGCCAAGAGGAAAUCACCCUCCCCCCCUCUAUGCCCAGAGCCGGAAAGGGGAUAUGCAGAGUCAGCAAAUGAAAGGAUUGGGAGGCCUUGGGCAACUGUGUGCCUCCCUCGACUUCUUCCCUCCCCUCCCCAGCCCGGGGGCUGAGCACAGCACCAACCCGAUUAGAGUCAGAGUGGAGGGGGCAGGGGCCCAGCCGACUCGAUCCACCUGUCCUUGGCUCUGAUUGGCCCGUUGCUGCCCCUGGCCCCCAAAUCCUCCUAAGCAGCAGCUGCCACCUGCCCCCACCCCCUACUCAGAGAGACACCGAGGGGCAGGCAACCUGUUAGUCUUGCAGUCGCUGUCCUAAGAGCAAGAGGAUUCCCCAUAGGUCCAUCCCAGGAGGCAGAGGAGGGCCAAGGCCUUUUGGGAUCCUGAGGGCAAGGGUCCCCAACCCUAGAAGAGCCCAGGCUCUGUCCCUCUCCACCCCCAUCCCACCAGGAAAAUGGGGGCAGGAGCCAGUGCUGAGGAGAAACAUUCACGGGAGCUGGAGAAGAAGCUCAAGGAGGAUGCAGAGAAAGACGCUCGGACAGUGAAGCUGCUGCUUUUGGGAGCUGGUGAGUCCGGGAAAAGCACUAUCGUCAAGCAGAUGAAGAUUAUCCACCAGGAUGGAUACUCCCUGGAGGAGUGCCUGGAGUUCAUUGCUAUCAUCUACGGGAACACCUUGCAGUCCAUCCUGGCCAUUGUGAGGGCCAUGUCUACUCUCAACAUCCAAUAUGGGGACUCCGCUCGACAGGAUGACGCCCGCAAGCUGAUGCACAUGGCGGACACCAUUGAGGAAGGUACCAUGCCCAAGGAGAUGUCUGACAUCAUCCAACGGCUGUGGAAGGACACAGGCAUCCAGGCAUGCUUCGACCGUGCUUCUGAGUACCAGCUCAACGAUUCUGCUGGCUACUAUUUGUCUGACCUGGAGCGGCUGGUGACCCCUGGGUACGUACCCACGGAGCAGGACGUGCUGCGCUCCCGGGUGAAGACCACGGGCAUCAUUGAGACUCAGUUCUCCUUCAAAGACCUCAACUUCAGGAUGUUUGAUGUGGGCGGGCAGCGCUCUGAGAGGAAGAAAUGGAUCCACUGCUUUGAGGGGGUCACCUGCAUCAUCUUCAUCGCUGCCCUUAGCGCUUAUGACAUGGUGCUGGUGGAGGACGACGAGGUGAACCGCAUGCACGAAAGCCUCCACCUCUUCAACAGCAUCUGCAACCACCGCUACUUUGCCACCACCUCCAUCGUCCUCUUCCUUAACAAGAAAGAUGUCUUCACUGAGAAGAUCAAGAAGGCUCACCUCAACAUCUGCUUCCCUGACUACGACGGCCCCAACACAUACGAGGACGCUGGCAAUUACAUCAAGCUGCAGUUCCUGGAGCUGAACCUGCGGCGGGAUGUAAAAGAGGUCUAUUCCCACAUGACCUGUGCCACCGACACCCAGAACGUCAAGUUUGUCUUUGACGCCGUUACUGACAUCAUCAUCAAGGAGAAUCUCAAGGACUGUGGCCUCUUCUGAGCCCAACGCCCCCAGCUCUAGCUUCCCAGGCCCCCAGUCCUGCGGCUUCUUCUCAGCUCUCAGGCCCCAGCCCCCACCCUGCAUCCUUUCCCCGGCCCCGCAGACUCCCACCCCCACUCUCUAGAUGUCGUGACCCUGUCCAUUCUAGGCUCCUGCCUUAUUCGUCCCCUCAACCACCCAGAUUCUCUCUCACGGUGAUGAUCGUAUUUAUUCAGUGCUUACUAUGGGCUGGGCACUGUGCUAAGUGCAGGGGUGAUACAAGACAAUCAGUUCGGACAUGGUGCCUGUCCCGCCCGAGGCUCCCCCAUACAACUUUUUCUCCCUCUAUCCCUCCAUCUCUUCUCAUCCCCUGCCUCGACCCCUUUCUCUGCUUCCUCUCAGCUUGCACUAACUCGACUUCUUCCUCUCUGUCUGUCUGUCUGUCUCUCACUCACUCAGAUGUACCUUGAACCAACGACUUUCCCUGCAUCUUCAGCCCUCCUUCAUAGGCCCAGGGCAUGAAGUCCUUCCUUUGUUGUACUGCCCAACCUGCACCAUCCUUCACCACACCACCUUCCCUCAACUGGAUCCCAGUACCCUGUGGCUCCCCACUCAUUCAGUCCAGCCAUAGCUCUAGCUACAUCCCACCAGCCUUUGCUUGCUUGCUGGGGCUCCCCAGGAAACAUUCCCCAUGUACACCCUCUGCCCUCUUUGAGCACCGCCCUCUCCCACCACCCCUCAGCUGACCCCAAACCAUACCAGGAUGAAUGGAGUCCAGACUCAGUACAGGCUUUUGGGGUCCAGUGUGAAUGGAGGUGGGAUACUCCCUUCUUCCCCUGGAGACUCUCCCGUACAAAACCCCAGUGGACAGGAGACUCCAGGUGGGAGAUGGGGUCACCUGUAGAACCUUGUCUCAGUAAUUGCCUAUCUACCUACUCUGGGUUCAGUGAUGUUGGCAACCCAUAGGAGGAGGGGCCACCAGAAGGCAUGACUUUGGGGCACAGCCCCCACCUGCUUCUGCUCCCUCCAAUCCCAGGUACUGAUGAGGAGAUUGUCUCAGGAGUUCAGAGAAGCCCCCUCUCCCCACCAUGCCCCUUAGUUCCCCCACCAGGACCAUCUGAUGUGUGAGGGUCACAAUAUAGCUGUAAGGAGAGGGAAGGGCCUAUUCCAUGGAGGCUUCUGGGAGAGAAGCCUUGGAGUAAAGGAGUGACUAAGUCAGGGGAUGGGUGAAGGCUAAUGUGAGGUAUG
Molecule: messenger RNA, 2831 nt
Organism: Ornithorhynchus anatinus (platypus)
Lineage: Eukaryota; Metazoa; Chordata; Mammalia; Monotremata; Ornithorhynchidae
Gene: GNAT1
Product: G protein subunit alpha transducin 1
Exons: 8
Coding region: 552-1604 (350 amino acids)
Biological process (GO): adenylate cyclase-modulating G protein-coupled receptor signaling pathway
Cellular component (GO): heterotrimeric G-protein complex
Molecular function (GO): GTP binding; G protein-coupled receptor binding; G-protein beta/gamma-subunit complex binding
Source: RefSeq, a predicted model, not a curated record